Molecule: messenger RNA, 1455 nt
Organism: Brassica napus (rape)
Lineage: Eukaryota; Viridiplantae; Streptophyta; Magnoliopsida; Brassicales; Brassicaceae
Product: suppressor protein SRP40
Exons: 3
Coding region: 612-1250 (212 amino acids)
Source: RefSeq, a predicted model, not a curated record
UUGUUGUUUGACUUUUCUUUCAGCUAUAAAAUGUUGUUCUUCUUCUAAUCCGUUCUCAAAUUAGCUUCUUCUUUUUUUAAUCUGUCGUCCUGGGUUUUUGGGAAUCUCAUGUUGGAUAUGGUCAAGAUCUGAUCGUGGUUUCGAUGAUCCGACUUUAAUGUUUUCAACCUCACUGAUUUUGAUUGAUUUUCCCAAGCGUUUUCUCGUCUGAUUAAUAGAUAGCUCUGAGAUCUCUGUUGGAUUGGAUUAGGGUAGCUCUUCGAUUAUAGAUAGGGUUUGGAAGAGCAUAAUAGGGGAUAUAAUGCGGCUGAGCUCCGAGCUACUCAUCUCUUUGGUUCCUUCGUUGACUUUUUCUUAUUCUGGUUUAUCUUCUAAUCGUUUGAAACCUCUCGAAAAGAGUGAUUGGCGUGGUAAUCUUAGUUGAAGUUUCGUUCCUCUCUUAGAUCUUUUGCCUUUUGUUCCAUCUCUCACGGUUUUCUUAGCUCGGUUUAAAAACUAAACUAAUCGAAGAAGAAGAAGCUUGUUUCACCAGUGAUCUUUCUUUCGGUGUGUGUUUGAUCUUUCGAAGAAGAUUUGCGACGCACAGGAGUUACUGUUUGCUACAAUUGGAUAUGAGCUCUGUUUGCGGUGGGUUUGAUUACAAAAAUGCAGAGUCCCACAUCUCUGCUUCCAGCCCCAAUAAAUGUUCUAAUAAUGGUUCGAAUCAUGUCUCCGUUACCGGAUCUGAAGAUGCUCAGGAGUCUGAUGGGGAUGAUAGUGGUAAUAUACACCAAUAUCUGAAUGAAGAAUCCAAAGACAUCACCGAACCGGUGAUCCCAGAGCCUUUAUUACCUCUCAAGUCUUCCGAUGAUGAAGGAGAAGACAAGAACCUUGCCAAGGACAUGCUCUCUGAGAGUCCACAGGUGAGUGCUGCUAUUGUCAUCCCAGCCAUUAAAGGCAGCCGAGAGAAGCAUGGCAAGUCCGUCGAGAAGCUGAGCGUGUCAUGGGCUGAAGAUGUGUAUGAUCCUCCACCUUCCAUCGUCUCUCACACGAGGAGCAAGAAACAGCAGCAACAUCAGAAAUCAAAGAGCAGUUUGAAAAAGAGUGGAAAGAAAGGACACAAGGGAAGCAGUAGUUCAUCAUCAUCAUCAUCAUCGUCAUCCCGUGGCAGCAAAGACAAGAAGUCGUCAUCUUCUUCUUCUCGCAGUAAACACAGUCGUGAUAAGUUUGGAUGGGCAACACAAAUGCCUAUUGCAGCCGCAUCUUCUUGAUCGUCGUCUAUGGCAUGACCAUCUCUACUUUGCUAUGUCUCCUCUCUCUUUCUCUCUCUCUCUCUCUCACUCGCUUUCUCACUUGUUUAUAUAUAUAUAAAUAAAAGCUAUGGUGUGAAAACUUUUCUCGAGUUUCAGAACGAUUUUUGUUUUUUGUUUUGUACGGAAUUGAGUUUGUUUUAAAGACGCUUUGUUUACUUGUCAA